CUUAUCGUUUUAUCGAUAGCAUCAGCCGGUCCUUUGGAUUGUUUACAAUUUGCUGGAAGACACAAGCUUAAACUUUGGGAUGCGAAACAACUAUUUAAAUGGAGGCUAAUAUCUACGACGAUUGCUGGGAGCUCGUGCAGAGUUUCCAGCGACUGGUGAACGAAGGUGAGAAAUGCGAAUUCGACGUGUUUUGCCGUUGCUGGCUGGAAUUAAAUAUGCAGCACCUGUACACUGCACAGUCCAACAACAUAGAGAUUGUGGCCACCACCAUAGCGGCUCUGCACGUAGCCAAGCAAUUGGCCUGCUCCCGACGCACCAACGGUGACUUUUUCAAGGCAACCCGGUGCCUAAGGGUUGCUGGAUUCUAUCUGCUGUAUGUGAUAUAUAAUAAGCAGCCCACGCACCAGUUCGUGAAGAUCGAGGUGGCCCAAAGGACAUGGCAGGAGUUAACCGACUAUGUCCUGCUGUUGCGGCAGGAAAGCCCAGACAAAUUAGAUACCCAGCAGGUGGCAUACAUGUUUUGGCGUUUGGUCAAUGAGCAAGCAUUCCGAUUUACAGCCCUAGACUAUAGUCUGGGAUUGGACGAUCUGGUGGAUUAUAAACGACUUGAAAGUAAAAUGGGUGCCAAGCAGCAAAAAAAGAAUGAUGUGCUCCUGAAGCAGCAGCGGCCCAAUAGCGUCAGCCUUAUCUACGAGCUGGAGGGCUUUCGGACACUUCAUCUGGCCACUGAGCCAUUCUGUGACUUGGAGACUGCCUAUAAUGAGAGGAAGAAACGUCUGGCGGGGCAAGAACUAGCCCUGCCACCUACUAAAAUCUUCGGUCAGCUGCGCGAAGUCUUUGGUGAUAUACAGAAGCUUUUGGGAGAAGAAAGCGACAAGGAACAGAAAGAACUAGACGAGCAGCCCAUGAGCUCCAAAAACCAACUGGAGGUGCGUCAACAGGUUAGAUACAAAGCCUUGUACGGAAAGGAACAGAGCGAAGAAUCCCGACAGGAUGAAGGAGAGGUGGAGUUGGAAGCACCAGAAGCUUACCAACGACGCAUGUCGUCAGCCACAGUUUUCCAGCACCCGUUGCCGGAGGAAGUGGAACGGGAGUAUAUGAUCAAUGACUCGACCGAAGACUGCGAAGAAAAUGAAGCAGAAGAGGACUUGAGUAUUAUAGAAAACAAUGAACAAAAUGAAGCUGAGAAACUUCUGCGUAUGUUGGAGGAAGAGGACUUUAUUAUUGAGUCUGAAAGCGAAAACUAAGUUGUAGUAUUUGGACAUAAUGCUGUAUGCUUAAUUAGAUCUUAAAUAAAUAAAUAUUUUAUCAAAA
Molecule: messenger RNA, 1314 nt
Organism: Drosophila ananassae
Lineage: Eukaryota; Metazoa; Arthropoda; Insecta; Diptera; Drosophilidae
Gene: Pbp45
Exons: 1
Coding region: 99-1247 (382 amino acids)
Biological process (GO): snRNA transcription by RNA polymerase III; snRNA transcription by RNA polymerase II
Cellular component (GO): snRNA-activating protein complex
Molecular function (GO): sequence-specific DNA binding
Source: RefSeq, a predicted model, not a curated record